Acanthosepion pharaonis is the source of this 1929-nucleotide messenger RNA. NCBI's taxonomy places the organism in Eukaryota, Metazoa, Mollusca, Cephalopoda, Sepiida, Sepiidae. The record is from the annotation of a GenBank genome assembly.
AUGACCUACGCAUGCAAACUCCGGGGGGUUAGGGGCCUGAAAAACUUUGUGCAGACAAACCGUUCAAGUCGCUGCUACAAAUGCCACCGCCUAGGUCACUUGGCUCGCGACUGCUACUCUCGUCAAAUCCGUUGUUAUCAAUGCAAUAAGGUUGGUCAUAUCGCCCGUUAUUGUUACUCUGUAGCGAGUCGCUGUUACCUGUGCAACCAGCUUGGUCAUAUUGCCCGCCACUGUGACAAAGACAUCGAGAACGGGGCGUGUUACAACUGCGGUUGUCAAGGUCACAUCCAACGGAACUGCCCUUCCACUGAUACCCGAACUUGUUAUCGGUGCGGGAAACGUGGCCACAUUGCUCUAGCAUGUCCUGUGUCUCGGAAGUCUUCUGAUACAGUGGAAGUGAUUCCACUACCGGCACCCUCACAGCACGUUAAAGAUUUGGCAGCCGAGUCCGUUGUAAACGUCUCGAAAGCUGAAAACUUCGCCGAUAUGAAAACUCAAGACAAAAUAUUUCGCGAGGAUGAAACUAUAAUCUCGGAGGCCACCGUUUUGGACAAACCGCUGGAUACUUCCAGCCGUAAUGAAGUCGAAGAAAUUGACCCCGGCCAGGAGAUCUUAUCGCAAGACGUUCUUUAUGCUCAGGACGCAACUUCUUCAGACCUUAACGGCAUUAUAGAAUCUGGAGCUCAGAAAUCCUUAAGAGAUGACAACGAACCCGCUUCCUCAAAGACUGUCUCAGACUCUGACGGCGACAAAAAUGAAAGGGAUUCUCACGAGGUCAGUGAUGAACAGAACCCUGUCAAUCAGCUCUUGGCCCUCUGCAGAGUGGCACUUGGUGAUGGAACCAAAGAGCCGGAAAUUAAUUUUGAAAACGUCAAUGAUAUCCAAACUAAUGAUUCUUCAACUGACGCAAACAAUAACCAGCCCGAGACUAACCAAAAUAGUGAUAUUUCUGUCGUUCCGACUUUGAAAAUAUCCGCAGAUAAUUCACCUCUGCAAACACUUAAAACGUCGUCGGUUACUAACGACUUCAACAGCCUAACUAUAAAAUCAGUUUUAACCCCAGGAAGUAGUAACGGCCACUCCAGUCUUGGCAGUAGCCCGGCUGGUCAGACUAGCAAAUCCACAGAUUUAGAAAGUACUUUAUCGACGAGUUCCUUCUGGAGCGACAAGCCUACUGACCACGACGGCGACAUUUCUGGUGACAGCUUGGAUAGUAUAAGGACUGCAGCGGAGGCCCUUUCACCACCUGAUCAGUUAGUAGACGUGAUCACUACCGCCUCUUCUAGUGUGUUAGCUAUCACCGAGGCCCCUAAAGAGAAUGAAGAAACGCAAGCCGGUGCUGAAGAUAUUUCCGGUCCAGACUGUUACGCUUCGGCUUGUUCUGAUACCGGGCAGGAGGAACUGGAAAGUCAUCAGUCUCGCAGUGAUGGGGCCGAAUCUGAAACUUCGCCGGUACAGAGUGAUGGGGCCGAAUCUGAAACUUCGCCGGUACAGAGUGAUGGGGCCGAAUCUGAAACUUCGCCGGUACAGAGUGAUGGGGCCGAAUCUGAAACUUCGCCGGUACAGAAUGAUGGGGCCGAAUCUGAAACUUCGCCGGUACAGAAUGAUGGGGCCGAAUCUGAAACUUCGCCGGUACAGAAUGAUGGGGCCGAAUCUGAAACUUCGCCGGUACAGAAUGAUGGGGCCGAAUCUGAAACUUCGCCGGUACAGAAUGAUGGGGCCGAUGAUGGGGCCGAAUCUGAAACUUCGCCGGUACAGAAUGAUGGGGCCGAAUCUGAAACUUCGCCGGUACAGAAUGAUGGGGCCGAAUCUGAAACUUCGCCGGUACAGAAUGAUGGGGCCGAAUCUGAAACUUCGCCGGUACAGAGUGAUGGCGCCAAACUUGAAAAUUCACCGGUACAGACUGAAGAGCCAAGUACAGAAACGUGA